Molecule: messenger RNA, 1203 nt
Organism: Dichotomopilus funicola
Lineage: Eukaryota; Fungi; Ascomycota; Sordariomycetes; Sordariales; Chaetomiaceae
Product: ATP-dependent RNA helicase fal-1
Exons: 3
Coding region: 1-1203 (400 amino acids)
Cellular component (GO): catalytic step 2 spliceosome; nucleolus
Molecular function (GO): ATP binding; RNA helicase activity; mRNA binding
Source: RefSeq, a predicted model, not a curated record
AUGGCUGACAGAGGGAUCGACCGCAAAGCCGAUGAGAAGAUUCAAUUCUCCACCUCGAAGGAGGUGACGGUCCACCCGACCUUCGAAUCGAUGUCAUUGAAGGAGAGCCUCCUUCGUGGUGUCUACGCUUAUGGAUACGAGUCGCCGUCCGCCGUUCAGUCUCGCGCCAUCGUCCAGAUCUGCAAAGGUCGCGACACCAUCGCCCAGGCCCAGUCCGGUACGGGUAAAACCGCCACCUUUUCCAUCAGCAUGCUCCAGGUUAUCGACACGGCGGUGCGGGAAACACAAGCUUUGGUUCUCUCCCCAACCCGCGAACUUGCGACACAGAUCCAAAGUGUUGUGAUGGCGCUCGGCGACUACAUGAAUGUGCAAUGCCACGCUUGCAUUGGCGGAACAAAUGUAGGCGAGGACAUUCGUAAACUCGAUUACGGGCAGCACAUUGUCUCCGGAACACCAGGACGUGUCGCGGACAUGAUUCGCCGGCGCCACCUGCGCACUCGUCACAUCAAAAUGCUCGUGCUCGAUGAGGCCGACGAGCUACUCAACCAGGGCUUCCGGGAACAAAUCUACGACGUCUACCGUUACCUACCGCCCGCGACACAGGUGGUUGUGGUGUCCGCUACCCUCCCUUACGAUGUUCUCGACAUGACCACCAAAUUCAUGACCGACCCCGUCCGCAUCCUCGUCAAGCGUGACGAGUUGACGCUCGAAGGGCUCAAGCAGUAUUUCAUCGCCGUCGAAAAGGAGGACUGGAAGUUCGACACGCUGUGCGAUCUUUAUGAUACCCUCACCAUCACCCAAGCCGUUAUCUUCUGCAACACCCGGCGGAAGGUCGACUGGUUGACCGACAAGAUGCGAGAAGCCAACUUCACGGUCAGCAGCAUGCAUGGAGACAUGCCACAAAAGGAACGCGACAGUAUUAUGCAGGAUUUCAGGCAGGGAAACAGCCGAGUGUUGAUAUCGACAGAUGUCUGGGCUCGUGGUAUUGACGUUCAGCAAGUCAGCUUGGUCAUCAACUACGACCUGCCAAGCAACCGUGAGAACUACAUCCACCGCAUCGGUCGCUCGGGCCGUUUUGGGCGCAAGGGCGUUGCCAUCAACUUCGUUACUAGCGAGGAUGUGCGCAUCCUGCGUGAUAUUGAGUUGUACUACUCUACACAGAUUGACGAGAUGCCAAUGAACGUCGCCGACCUGAUCUCAUAA